UACCCUAAAGGUGACUCUCAUUUUUGUCCGCACCACCAACUUUUCAGCUAUCUGUCGAUACUAUUUUCCUGACAAUUUUACAGACGUAUAUACGCGUUUUACAAGAUAUCACGAAUAUACAAGGCCAGUUUAUACUAUAUUUAUUACAUUCGACAUGUCGUGGAUCACCAAACCAAUAAAACGGCCACCACCUGGACUGAGGGAAUUCGAGGCGUACGACCAUUUCCGUUUCGACUACAGGAGUAUUAAUGAAAACACUCUAUCACUAUUUCACCCUGUACGAGCCAGGUACAUCAAAGACCGUUACGACGAAUCCCUUACAGACGCAGAGACGAUCAUUUUUAGAGGGUGUUUGGGAUCUGCAGACACUCACAGCGCCGUGGCUCAUGCCCUAUGGAUGUUCCGUGUGACAAGGGAGUUUGGCCCCGUGUUAGCCAAGGAUUUUGCUGAUGCUUAUGAGUUGACCAUCCGACCACGCGAAGAGUUCGCCGGUCGUCUAAUGGAUCUAUCAACAACUGGGUGGGAAGGGUUUUGGCAUCUGACGACACAUUCUGGAUCGCGAUGGCGUCGAAGUGAUAGAGAGGGCAUUGAAACAAGGAAUGUUACAGACGGCGCCGGAUCCAAAGUACACAAAGGAAAACAUACAGUCGGAAUUAGAUAGAAUAAGAAGUAAAAUUAUUUGUUAAAAUACAUUAAUUGUAAGUAAUGGGUAUUUAUACGCCACAGUGCACAUAGCUGCAAACCAAUACAAUCGUACAUUAGUUUCACGUCACCAUCGAGCUGUUUAUGUUGUAAGAAUCCUGGUAUCGAAAUCUCUCAAUACUGAUUAUUAUAAUAACUGACUGUGUUGAGAACUGUAUAUAGAUGUACAUAUAUCAAGUAAUACAGAGUACUGUGUUAUACAUAGGUUUAUCUAACAAUAACAUAUUGUUUUGUCUUGUAUGUUUCAAUGUCAACGUGACACUCCGCCGUUCUAUUUAAACACUGUGAUGACAUACAAACGAAUUCGAAGUCAAUCCAAAGACAUUAAUGUAGUUAUUGUGAAUAAAUGUUAUAUUAUUAAAGACA
Molecule: messenger RNA, 1068 nt
Organism: Saccoglossus kowalevskii
Lineage: Eukaryota; Metazoa; Hemichordata; Enteropneusta; Harrimaniidae
Source: RefSeq, a predicted model, not a curated record